AUGACGCACGCUCCCUUCUGCUCGCCAGCGUCGUCUGCCAGUCCCUCGGCGGCGACGGUAUCGCGGCCGCGAAAGGCUGGGUGCUGCGCGCCCUUCUCGCCUCCCUCGUCCUUGCCUCCGCGUGACACAUCUUCAGCGGACGCCCGUCGCGCGCAGAUUGCGGCGCUGGCGAAAGCCCUGCACGACGAUCGACGCCGGAAGGGUUCCGGGGGUGCCGCGCCGCCCCCGCCGCCUCAGGCCCGUCUUCACUACGCGCGUGUGUUUGUCUCCGAGGCACGGAGGAACGCGUUAGCCGUGCCUGCCUCUUCGACGCGCCUGCCUCCUGCCUCUACGUCGCCGUCUCCUGCGUCAUCGCGUUCCGAUGGCAGUCGUUCAGUUGCGUCAGCUCCCUCCCCUGGCGGUGCUGCGUCGCCGUCGGCUUGUUCGAUAAGGCGACCUGACGCGGAGACGGCGGCGGACGGGCCUUUGACCCUCGCCCGCAGCGUCCCUCCGGCGCCGGCGCCUCGGGGCGUCGGUGUGGAGACUAGACCGGGCCUGCGCACUGCGGAAACGCGCGCCUCUGGGCGCCUGAGAUUCCUAAAGGAACAAGUUGCUCAGAUGCAGCUGGUUGUGGCGAAGCGAAAGGCGAAAGAGAAGCAGGAGGAAGAGAAAAGGCAGGCCAGAAAGAGGCAGAGAGUUCUCUGGCGGCAGAAUGUGCGCUGGAAUAGACUCGUCAACCCUUCCGCUCUGAGAGACGCAUCGCAGGACGAGGAGGAGCGUCCCGUGCGCAGCGAGGCGUCGCUCGAUCGGAGUGAGCAAGUCGCAUUCUCCGCGGGCGACGGGACGGCCUUCGCCGUUUGGGCUGCGGCGAAAACAGACGCUGCGCGCCGGAGUCUGGUUUCGGCGGGUCGAGGAGACGCAGCGUCUACCGCUGGCUCCGCGGCUUCUUCCGCCGCGGCGGAUGACGCCUCGCCAUCGACUUCGGACCCAGACUCCGCUUCCGUCAUCACAUCCCGUGGGUCGCCCUCUGCGCGCGACAAGGCUUCGGGGCUCAACGAUCUUCUCGCUCGCGAGCCCCGCGCUUCCUCGCUAACGCCCAAGUUCCGGAAUCGCUCGCUGACGUUUUGUCGAUUUUAUAACGGCUUCGGCUACUGCAGGAAUGGAGAUUUGUGUCCCUUCUACCACGAUAGAACGCGCGAAAGAGAGCUAGAGCCGCUUGACGCGCCGGCGCAAACGGUCGUCCCGACGGUCUGUCCCCUCUAUCUCGAAGGUCUCUGCGAGGCUGUGGAGUGUCCUCUCUCCCACGAGGCGGCCGUGGUUCCGGUCUGUGCUCGCUUUCUCCAGGGGCUCUGUAUCAACGACGAGUGUGUCUAUCGACACGAGUUUAGAGCCCCAGCCGCGACUGCAGCCGCAGACGAGGACCCCGAGUUCGAUCCGCUGGCGGAGCGAGCCGCAGGUGAAGACUCCUCAGCGUCAGAGUUCGAGGACGACGCCGAGCGGCCACGAGGCGAGCCUGAGGACUCAGGUGCUUAUGCCUCACCGCCGCCUUCAGGUCCUUCUCUAGAGAGCGAGUGGAUGCUUUCUACACGCCUGAUCCCCGAUCACAUUUACACGUCUAUGCAUCCGCCUGCGUGUCGCAGAAAGACAAAAUUUGCGCUUCUUCGCCAACAGUUUGCUCUCGUCGACUCCUCAGUUGAGGUCCUCUGUCCUUUGUCUCCUGCCGGAUUUCUCGCGUGCGCUCCGCCUUUUCUUCUACAAAGUCCAUCGGCCGACAGAGAAGCAGACGGAGAGUAUUUCUCUGCCAUCAGUUCAAGAUACUGCUUCAUUCCUGGUCUUACUAGAGUUCCUCUCCUCAAGAUGGCGCAAGUCACUCCCGUGAAUCCGAAGCCCUUUUUGACGUCCCUGACCGGCCGCCAGGUCAUGGUAAAGCUGAAGUGGGGAAUUGAGUACAAAGGCUACCUCAAGUCUUUUGACGAGUACAUGAACCUGCAGCUCCAAAACACGGAAGAGUGGGUCGACGGGAGCUUCAAAGGCCACCUCGGCGAAGUACUUCUGCGCUGCAACAACGUGCUGUACCUGCGCCAGGUGAAGGGAGAAGACGAGGAAGACGAAGAGCCGCGGUAG
This is a messenger RNA of Besnoitia besnoiti, 2103 nucleotides long. Its product is annotated as zinc finger (CCCH type) motif-containing protein. Gene Ontology annotation, biological process: spliceosomal snRNP assembly; mRNA splicing, via spliceosome. Bases 1 to 2103 code for a protein of 700 amino acids. Lineage: Eukaryota; Apicomplexa; Conoidasida; Eucoccidiorida; Sarcocystidae. The record is from RefSeq and is a predicted model, not a curated record. The transcript has 10 exons. Gene Ontology annotation, molecular function: metal ion binding; RNA binding. Gene Ontology annotation, cellular component: U1 snRNP; catalytic step 2 spliceosome.